Messenger RNA from Nicotiana tabacum (common tobacco), 2223 nucleotides. Its product is annotated as ultraviolet-B receptor UVR8-like. NCBI's taxonomy places the organism in Eukaryota, Viridiplantae, Streptophyta, Magnoliopsida, Solanales, Solanaceae. The record is from RefSeq and is a predicted model, not a curated record.
UUCGGUUUCCACCUUUAUAUUCUAUAACUAUAAUAAAUGCUGAACUAUCCUAUUUUUAAGCAUAAUAAUUAUAAUUAUUCUUCAUAUAUUAAUUCUUCAAGAAAAACACCACCCCAUCAAAUCAAAUCACCUAUUUUCCUGCUUUAUAUCAUUAUCCAAAGUCCAAACAAGCAGAUUAAUUAUCGUUUUUGAAUCUAAUACCCACUUGGUUACUUGUGAAUUUGAUCAGAAUUUUAUAGAUAAAUUCACAUGGGUUUUGAGAAAUCUUUGAGGCUCUUUCUCAUGUCUGAGGCUUGAAGUUUUGUGAUCAGCUUCUAAUUUAAGUGAUUUAGAAAUCGUCCCAUUGCCUAAUUUGGGCACUGCAGAAUUUUAGCAGUGCCCAUGGACGCCUCAAUGAGUGGAACCUCGAGUGUUCAAUACCAUAACAUUGCUGAACAACCAAUUGCUACUAUUGUAACCACCCCCGCGUCAACGUUUCAAAGACAAGUGCGGCACUGCUUUGGGAAUGCGACUCCUGGCGAAUUCCCAUUGUCAGCCAACCCGUCUAUCGUUCUUCAUGUACUUACUGGAUGUAAUUUGGAUCCACAAGACCUUGCAACUCUAGAGGCUACCUGCUCCUUCUUUCGGCUUCCUGCAAACUUUGCACCCGAUAAUGAGCUCUCCUUAGCAGAGCUGGCAGCUCUUGAUAUGUGCCGAAAGAGAGCUAUAUUUAAGCCAAUGACUCAGGAGCAACGUCAAGAUCUAAAGCAAAGAUGUGGCGGCUCCUGGAAGCUUGUUCUAAGAUUUCUGCUAGCCGGGGAAGCAUGUUCUAGGCGGGAAAAAUCACACGCUGUAGCUGGCCCCGGUCAUAGUAUUGCCGUGAGUUCAAUCGGAGUUGCCUACUCAUUUGGGUCUAACAGCUCAGGGCAGCUUGGAAAUGGAACUACAGAAGAGGAAUGGCGGCCUCAUCCGAUUAGAUCGCUUCAAGGCAUUCGCGUUAUUCAGGCCGCUGUAGGGGCUGGCCGGACUAUGCUGAUUAGUGACGCCGGGAGGGUGUAUGCUUUUGGCAAAGACUCGUUCGGCGAAGCUGAGUAUGGUGGCCAAGGAAAUAAAGUAGUGACUACUCCUCAGCUGGUAGAAUCUUUAAAAGACAUCUUUGUUGUACAAGCUGCGAUUGGGAAUUUCUUCACUGCCGUAUUAUCAAGAGAAGGAAGGGUUUAUACAUUCUCCUGGGGGAAUGAAACUAAACUUGGUCAUCAAACUGAACCAGCUGAUAUGGAACCCCGUGCAUUAUUAGGCGCAUUAGAGAAUAUUCCAGUCGUGCAAAUUGCAGCAGGAUAUUGCUACCUUCUUGCUCUGGCUUGUCAACCUAGUGGCAUGUCUGUGUAUUCUGUUGGUUGUGGAUUGGGUGGAAAGCUAGGUCACGGAGCGCGAACUGAUGAAAAGGUCCCAAGGUUAAUUGAACAAUUUCAGACGUUGAAUCUUCAACCUGCAGUUGUUGCGGCUGGGGCUUGGCAUGCCGCAGUUGUUGGGAAAGAUGGAAGAGUUUGUACAUGGGGUUGGGGCCGUUACGGGUGCUUGGGUCACGGUAAUGAAGAUUGUGAAGCAGCACCUAAGGUAGUGGAAGCACUAAGCAAUGUGAAGGCUAUUUAUGUUGCCACAGGGGAUUAUACGACCUUUGUGGUUUCUGAUGAAGGAAAUGUUUAUUCAUUUGGUUGUGGAGAAUCAUCUAGUCUAGGACAUAAUACUGCUGUAGCUGAAGAACAGGGUAACAGGCACUCAAAUGUUUUAUUCCCUGAGGUUGUAACAUCAUUGAAGCAGCUGAAUGAAAGAGUGGUGCAGAUAAGUCUCACUAAUUCAAUAUACUGGAAUGCCCAUACAUUUGCAUUGACAGAAACUGGUAAGCUUUAUGCAUUUGGCGCUGGCGAUAAAGGACAGCUAGGUGUGGAGCUCAGUGCCAACCAAACCGAAAGGGCAAUCCCGGAGCGGGUUGACAUUGAUCUCGGUUAAAUAUAGAUUAUUCUUGCUCUUUCACAUUAUCUAUACAUUGGUAGUUAUCAUUCUCAUUAACCUCAUCAUGGUCUAUAUCUGCUGUUUGCAUUUCCAUUCUGUAAAUAGAAACAAAUGAUUGUGAAGAAGCUUAGGUUUUUAGAAUCUGCACAAGUUAACCUCCUAAGAAUUUGUUGGCUCUUAGCCACAAGCAGUAAAUAGUUGAUACAUUCGUUAAUGUUGAUUUUACAAGUA